Messenger RNA from Colletotrichum spaethianum, 2274 nucleotides. RefSeq names its product COPII coat assembly protein SEC16. The coding region runs from base 1 to 2274 and encodes 757 amino acids. The transcript has 2 exons. The record is from RefSeq and is a predicted model, not a curated record. Lineage: Eukaryota; Fungi; Ascomycota; Sordariomycetes; Glomerellales; Glomerellaceae.
AUGUCUUCUGAGACCGCGAACGCCUCGUGGCAUCCCGCUUUUAUGCCUAACGAUGCCAGUGGCGAUGCACCUUUGCGCGCAAACCCUGACGCCUCACCACCCCCGGCUCCUGUCCAGAGCGAAGUUGCCGAAGAUGCCGAGCAUGUAUUCCAAACGCAACAACCCACUGAGCUAGAGGAAGAGCCAGAAAAACAGACCAGCCCCUGGGUCGCCGAGGGGAAUGAGGAAGAUGCCACGGACGAUUGGCCUGUCUUCGACCGACAGCCAACAGACGUCUCGGCCGAAUCUGACGCGGUCAACGAGAUUGCUCCCGUUCCGAACACAACCGCCGGGUCUGAACCAGCAUCUCAAUCCCCUUCUCCGGCGGCUGCAGAGGAGGUUGCCCCGGAGCCGAGUACCGUCGCUGAGGAAGCCAAGCCAGCUGCAACUGUAUUGGGUCAUACCAGCAACAACUCGUUUACUCGAACUGUUUCUCAUGAGUUCAACUGGGAUGAUGACCACGACGCCGAAUGGACUCUUCCUCGAACCGAUACAGAUCCUUUCAAGUUCAUGCCGCCGAGUGACAGAACGAACUCGUUUCCACCUGUGCCGCCCGUUUCCGGAGCCUCUACCACUGUCCCUGGCACGGAGCAGCCUCUUCCGUCUAACCAAGCUGAAGACCUGAUUAACGAGAUCGAGAACACGCCCGAGCACUUUGAUACCGGCGUCCGCGAAGAGACGAGUCAUACAGCAACUGAACACGAUGCUGAUUUCGGCGACGAAGAAACACAUGACGACCAACACUAUGUUGGCCGUGACGCGACUUUCACUGAAGAGGAGGAUCUCGGUUCGCGGUAUGAAGAAGGAGUUCCGUUAAUCGCUCACACGGAAGCUCACGGGGAAGCGUCGCAACCCCCGCAGAAAGUGGCUGAUUUCGGAGAAGAGGCAACUGGCGAGGAUGACUUCUUUAGUCAGAUCCAGGACUCCAACAACGACGACUUCCCAGACUUUGCUGCCAAUCAGGCCCUGCAGCGUAAAUCUACCAUGCAAGCCAUGGGCGACUUGAACAAAACUACGCUCUCCAGAACCGACACGUUGGAAGAAAUGCUUGAAGAGGACGAGGACGAGAUUGAUGCAGCGGCCCAAACUCAGCCGACCGAUACUACGGACGACCCAGAGCCAACUCCAGAGUCUACGCAACCCGAGGAUUCUGAAGAAAAGCCAACAGACGAUCUUGCUGCCAAGUGGGAAGAAGCCUUCGCAGACGAUGAUGGCGAGGACUUUUUACUUGAUGACGCGCUCGACGAGAACGGCGAAUCUAAGCCAGUUGACCCUUCAGCAUUUUUUGGUAGCGACGACGAGGGCUUCCUUGAGGACGAAGAAGAGUCUCAACCUCCUUUCUCCGCGGCCCCCUCUCAGGAGCAACCACACAUCCAACAAGGACGAUACACGCCUGCUGCCGCACCUCAACAAGCUGCCCGGUCUGCUUACGCUCCGAGCACGCAGGCAACACCGUUUCCUUACCAACCCCAGACGGCAACUACACCUUUUGCGCCGGUGGCUCCUUACACGGCUCCGCAGGGACGUCCAGAGCCUCCCAAAACACAGAGUUUCGCGGCCCAAUCCAAAGGCGGUUACACGUCUCCAUACGAUCUUCCCAUGGAGGUUGUCGUGCCAAAGAAGAGGGCCAGCACGCAGCAACUCCCACGAAGCCCGUCAACUGGGCCAGCAUUGGCUCCUCCGAGGAGCUCCAGCAUGCAAGCUCACACGCCGCCCCCACCGAGAGCUGCUACAUCCAGCAUUUCGCCCCCAACGUCGAGCCACUCUGUGCAGCACCCGCCGACAGGAAACAAAGGUGCACCGCCUCUCCGAAACCAGGACAGCUUCUUUGAGGAGUUGCCUAUGGCUUCUAAACCUCGGUCUGCCUCGCGACAGAGCUACCGCGUUUCCUCGCCUUCUUUGGCUGGCCCUCCUGCACCCCUCCAGCCUUCAAACCAGGCUCAACUUGCUCCGUCGCUUUUGUCGCCGCCCUUGCUUUCACCUCCUGGUACGUCCCGCUCGGCAUCUGGAGGAAUUCCAAACUUGGUGCCCGGUGAGCGCGUCAACCCCUAUGCCCCUCAAACGGCGCAGCAGCAGGCCCAUGGCAUCCCAAACAACGCCAGCGCCAACAGCCAAUGGAGCCGGUCGUCCGCCUUCUUCAAGCAGAUACUCGCCGGCACCGACGGCUGGGAGACCGUCCGUGCCCGCUUAUCACUCGGCCGCCGCGUCUCCCACUGUCUUGCCGCACUUGCCUAG